Messenger RNA from Didymodactylos carnosus, 1821 nucleotides. Lineage: Eukaryota; Metazoa; Rotifera; Eurotatoria; Philodinida; Philodinidae. The record is from the annotation of a GenBank genome assembly.
AUGCAGUUAGCUUUAGCAUUGUAUAACAAUGAACGCGAUGAAGAAGAUGAACUCGAGUUUCGAAAAGGUGAAAUAUUGAAUGUAUUAAUCGAAAAUCCAAACGGACUAGCAGGAUGGAUGCUCUGUGAAAAAAAUGGACAAUGUGGAAUAUGUCCUGGUAAUCGUUUACGUUUAUUAUCAAAUAUAACAACAACAAUGAAUAACGAUAAAAAUAAAAUGGAUAUUAUUGUUGAAAAAUCAUUGUCAUCAUCAUUAUCGUCUUCAUCUCAAGUGUACAAACAUAUAUUACCAUUGAUUCAAUGUCAUUCAGAAUACGAUAGAUUAUCAAUGCAAUAUGAUUAUGACAUACCUAUCUCAGCUCAUGAAAACGAUUAUGAUAUUCCAAGAACAGCAUCAACAAUAACACAAUUAAAAAAGGGUGAACCAAUUAAUUUAGAUUCUCCUAUAAUUCUUCUCUCAUCACCCGAAUCAUCAUCACGUUCAUCUGGAAUUUAUUCGACAUCAACGAAUGAUUUACUAACAGAUACAUCAAAAUGUUCAUCACAAUGUUCAUUACGUCACCGAUCUAAAUCUUCUGACACCUGUAUAACAGAUACAAUUUCACUAGAUCAAUUGUCUAUUCAAUUUCAUAAUUUAUCAAUUCGUUCAGCAUUUCCAGAUAAAUUUUAUCAUUUACUCGUCAUCUGUGAUGAAUUAAUUCAAUCAUCUUCAACAAAAAUUGAUCAAUAUUCAAAAUUAAUAAGUGUAUCUCUUGAUUAUUACGAAAAUAGUCAUCAAUUUUUAACCGAAUAUGGUUCUCUCUUUAAUCGUCACACAUAUAAACAAUUAAAAGAAAUUCUGAUAAAAUUUGAACAAUUAUUAUUGCAAUUUCAACAAAAUUUGAAAGAAAAUAAUAGUACAAUAAAUAAUGAACUAAUUUUACAAACAAAAUUAUUUUCUACAUUAUCUAAAAAUAUGUUUAGUUUAAUAAGGCCAACAAUUGAAUUAAAAUUAAAAGAAAAACACGAUAGUAUAUCCAUACCAAGAGAAAUAUUAAAAAAAUUAAAUUUAAAAUCAAUUGAUACAAAUUCCGAUGGAGAAGAUGAAGAUAACAACAAACAACAACUACAAUCAUUAGUGUCAACGAACAGUAUCUAUGAUACAUUUAAUAAUAGUAAAAUAGAUUUAUUAUCACCAAUUGUUAAUCGUGAAUUAACUAAUUCCAAGACGUGUCAUACAAGUGUAUCAUCCGAAAAGUCUUAUUGUUCAUCUACUAAGAGUACUUCGAUCCCUUUAACACCUAUCCUCAUUAAAACAUCUUAUGAUAGCAAAGAUUCAACAGACACGUAUGAUUAUAUUGAAGAUGAUUAUUCAAUUACACCUAGCGAAAUAGAUCCUCGACCACAAUCAUCAAAUCUAUUAAAAUAUUAUUAUCGUCAUAUUAAUGAACAAAUUAAUUUUAUGAAAUUACGUUAUGAUAAAUUAAUGAAAUGUACGAAACGUCACGAUGGUUUCACUGAUUCAUCGUACGAUAAUUAUCUUCAUCCUGUUGAUCGUAAUAAACAACUGAUAUUAGAUGAAGCCAAAAAAUUUGUUGUUAGCGGACAUAAACUUGUUUUUGUUAUUGAAACAUUACAACAGUAUGUUGCAGCAAAUACAAAUAAUUUAUCAAAAUUGUUAUUGGAACUAUGUGAUUCAUUAACAGACGUUACCAUGUUUAUUAAACAAAUUGUGAAUGAUGGCGAUGAUGAUCAAAGAAUAGUCAAUUAUAAUUUUAAACAUAAAGCACAACAAGCAAUGAAUAUAGCCAUUAAAAUUAAACAAUAUGUCAAUAAAACUUGA